GCCUUGACGAUCGUACCACGUUCAGAUCAGGAAUAUUCCGAACAACAAAUGCUGUUGGAUUGGCUCGACGAAACCCAUUGUGGUCAAUACGAUUUCGUCUACUUGCGUAUCGAUUUUAAAAAUAAGUGUAAUGUCGGAUACGCUUUUGUUAACUUUGUAGAUAUCAGUGCCGUACUUUCUUUUGCUAAGACACGCGUUGGGAAAAAAUGGUAUUUGCAUUUCCUUUAUUUACCCAAGUUUUUACACAAUCAUCACGCAGUCCUUGUAACAAAUAAUAAAGUUUUAAAAGGUCGAGUUUCAACUCUGCCAAGAUUUGUGAAUUAUCAUAUGCCAAUGUCCAGGGCAAAAACGCGCUUAUCCAAAAGUUUAGAAAUUCCUG
Messenger RNA from Racocetra persica, 379 nucleotides. Lineage: Eukaryota; Fungi; Glomeromycota; Glomeromycetes; Diversisporales; Gigasporaceae. The record is from the annotation of a GenBank genome assembly.